Messenger RNA from Panicum virgatum (switchgrass), 1460 nucleotides. RefSeq names its product putative F-box/LRR-repeat protein 23. The record is from RefSeq and is a predicted model, not a curated record. The coding region runs from base 42 to 1106 and encodes 354 amino acids. NCBI's taxonomy places the organism in Eukaryota, Viridiplantae, Streptophyta, Magnoliopsida, Poales, Poaceae. Gene Ontology annotation, molecular function: protein binding. The transcript has 2 exons.
AAGGACGGUUUCCGUGGUUCUUGAGUGGAGUGGAGGGGUGAAUGCGAAACACGCCGGCGCCACCGUCCCAGUGUCCCACCGCCCCUCUUCCAGCCGUUCCCCAAACCCUAACUCGGAUGUCCUCGCUGCCGCCGCCGGCUUCAUCCAUGGCUGUGGCAGAGGUCGAGGCCCGUGACUGGGCAGAGAUGCCGUCGGACGCGCUCGCUGCCGUGUUCGGGAAGCUGGACGUGGCCGAGAUCCUGACGGGAGCCGGGCUGGUGUGCCGCGCGUGGCGCCGGCUCGCCGCCACGGACCCCACGCUGUGGCGCCGUGUGGACAUGUGCCACCAGGGGGACCUCCUGGAGGCUGAGGAGGUGGAGGCCAUGGCGCGCGCCGCCGUCGACCGUGCCGCGGGCACCAUGGAGGCGUUCUGGGCCGACACCUUCGUCACCGACGACCUCCUCCGAUACAUCUCUCAGAGGGCCCCCUCAUUGAAGAGCCUCCAGCUCAGCUUGUGCCAUCAUGUCUCUAAUGAAGGUUUUGCAGAGGCAAUUAGUUCUUUACCUCAGCUCGAGGAGCUUGAUGUUACAUUUUGCUCAUUGCAUGGCAACGUGUGUGAUACUAUUGGCAGAGCCUGCCCACACCUUAAACGCUUCAGUUUGAAUGAACGCUGGUCUAUUGUUCAAAGUGAGUUUGCAUCUUAUGAGGGCAUGGAUGAUGACACCGAAGCAUUAGGAAUUGCUAGCACCAUGCCUGGGCUCCAAGAACUACAGUUGAUUGGUAACAACCUGACCAAUGAUGGACUCAUGGCAAUUCUUGAUCAUUGCUUGCACCUUGAAUCCCUUGACAUACGUCAGUGCUACAACAUCCAAAUGGAUGAUGUGAUGAAAUCGAAAUGUGCAAGGAUACGAGAUCUGAAGCUUCCUCAUGACUCCAUCUCCGACUUCAAGUACCGCGCUUACAUUGUCAGCAGCAUAGCCAACUCUGGCUCCGAUUUUGAGGUUGAUAUGUAUGAUGAUCUGCUGGAUGUGGUAACUGAAGAUGAUGAAGCUGAUUUUGAUGAUAUAGAUGAUUUUGAUGAUGCGGGCUCAGCUGGAGGUAUGUAUGAUGAUGAAUUUGAUAUCUGAAAGAAAUUCGUCAGACUGGCUUUUUGGUUUCCCAUGUGAAAUGCUAUGAGCUGGAAUGGUUUAGCAUUCCCUUGUCUUGAGAUUCUGAUAAGCUGGAAUGGUUUAGCAUUCCCUUGUCUUGAGAUUCUGAUAGCGAGGUUGUAAUAAACAGUGCGGUACCGUUAUUUGUGUCAUGCCAUCUCUUGAUGGCUAGGCUUGUACCUGUAGCCACCCCCCCCCCCCCCCAAGAAACAAAAAGGUGGCAUCUGUGUUUUUUUACGGAAUAUCUGUAUUAUGUUGUAAUUUGUGCUUUGAAUUGGGACUGUGACAAAUGAAAUCCUUGCAGAUGAAGCAACUAAAAUUCUCGCCGAUCAA